ACGCAGAGCUGCCUGUCGGACAAAGAAAACCGAAAACUCGCCGGUUUACGAAAUUGUAUCUGCUGCGGAAGAAUCAAACAUAGAUCUAUCUUUUUGUCUCGCAGGCUUUUAAUGGGAGGUCGUAGACACAAGCGAUGUGGCCCGUUGUUGACCGAGUAAUGUGUCAGCUGUCAAAUCUUCACGUGUGUUUUGGUGUUGGUGGGCGGGACUAGGCCUACUUUUCAAUGUUCAGACAGUCGUCCUCUGGAGAGGACCCGUUCGAAGGAGUGAGAGUGACUCCUCAGUCGCAGUUUGCGAGUUUAUGGAUUUUGUUAACGAUAUCCACAGUCUUCACGUUCUUCUUACACUCCAGUAACUGAAGAGCUUCAGCUUCAUCAUAUUUUUUCUUCUAUUAACUGAUACAGACAUGGAGUCCAGCACAGUCCAGGCGGCUGACUCUGAGUUCACCGUGGAGGCUGUGGAAAGGGCUCUCCAUCAGCUGUUCUAUGAUCCAGACAUGGCCCAGAAGAACGUGGCCCAGAAGUGGCUAACUCAGGCCCAGAUGUCUCCACAGGCCUGGCACUUCUGUUGGUCCCUGCUCCGCCAGGAAAAGGUUCCAGAAGUCCAGUUUUUCGGAGCGAGCACGCUGCACGCCAAAAUCUCCAGGAACUGGACUGAGCUCCCCGCGGAGCAGCACAUGUCCCUGAGGACUCAGCUGAUUGGCCAGGUGUGCCAGUUCGCCGGAGGGCCCAAGAUGGUGCUGACGCGGCUGUGCGUCGCCCUGGCCUCCCUGGUCCUACACACCGUGCCGGACACGUGGCCCACGGCCGUGCACGACCUGCUGCAGACCUUCCAGACGGGGCAGGGCAUUGUGGGGGCCGACGGCCGGGGACGCUGCUUGGCCAUGCUGGAGCUCCUGGCUGUGCUCCCGGAGGAGUUCCAGAACUGCAGGGUGCCGGCGCCUCGCCGCACCCAGCUACGCAGCACUCUGGCUGGGGAGUGGAGCUCCGUCUGCCCCCUGUUGCAGCAGCUGUUGCGGCAGGCGGACUCCCCCACCCAGGUGAGGAUGCGGGUGCUGCAGUGUCUCGCCUCCUGGAUGGCUCUGGACGUGUCGCUGGGGGAGAGCGAGGGCCUGCUGCAGGACAGCUUCACCAUGCUGUCACACCCGGAGCUCUUUGACACCGCAGUGGAGACCAUCGUCACCACCAUCUCCCAACCGGACAGCCACAGGUUUGCAGACACCUUGGUUAAGUUGGUGCCCCUAGUUCUGGGCCUACAGGACCAGCUGAGGAAAGCUGUGGAGACGGGAGACAUGGAGACCUCCCACGGCAUCUGUAGGAUAGCUGUGGCUCUCGGUGAUACCCACUGCAGGACCCUUCUGGAGCAUGUGGACCAGUGGCAGGGUUUCCAGGCCUUGGUCAACAUGAUCCUGUUCUGCACAGGACUCCCCGGGCAGUACCCAGUGGACGAGACCACAAGCUCCCUCACACUCACCUUCUGGUACACGCUGCAGGACGACAUUCUGUCCUUCGAAGGCGAUCGGCAAGCACUUUAUCUCCAGGUGUACAGACCCUUGUAUUUCCAGCUGGUCAAUGUCCUCCUGCACAAGUCCCACUUCCCCAGUGAUGAGGGAUACGCAUCCUGGUCGUCUGAUGACAAGGAGCAGUUCAGAAUUUACAGGAUAGACAUUUCUGACACGCUGAUGUAUGUGUAUGAUCUGCUGGGGCCAGAGAUGUUGAGGGGCCUGUAUGACAGGCUGGGCCGCCACCUCACAGACCCCUCACGGGCUGCAGCCUGGCAGGAUAUAGAGGCACUUCUGUUUGGCUUCCAGUCCAUUGCUGAAACUGUAGAUGUCAGUGACUCUGACGUCAUCCCCGGUCUGAUUGGUCUCAUCCCGCUCAUCAACGUGACCAACGUGGAGCUAGCAGAGACAGUCAUGUAUACCAUUGGCUCUCUUGGGGAGUGGCUGGCUGAUCAUCCUGUCAUGCUUGGGGGGAUUCUGCCUGUGGUGCUUCAGGCCCUGUCCAACCCUGACCUGUCAGUGUCCAGCUCGUCCGCCCUGAAAAGGAUCUGCCGCGAAUGCCGGUACAGUCUCCAACCCCACGCUGACAACAUCCUGGCUGCCACACAGGAUGUUCUUGUCAAACAGAUUCACAAGAGUACCCAGUGUAUGUGGCUGAUGCAGGCCCUGGGGUUCCUCAUCUCAGCCCUGCCAGGGGAGCAGAUCCUGGGGAAGCUGCUGCCCCUGCUCAGCCCCCACCUCCAGCAGCUGGAGAACCUCACCAAGGAGAUGCCCAGCCCAUCUAACAAGUCGACCAUAGUUCACAUCCUGGGCCUCCUCUCCAGUCUGCUCACCACGCUGGACACCAAUGCUGAGCCUCUCGGUUUAGAUGACAUGGCCAUCGCCCGGCCAGCAGCUCCCACACAUCUCGACCCUCACCCAGUUGUUGUGGUACUUCAGCAGUUCUUCCCGCUUAUUCAAGCUGUGCUUAGCAAGUGGCUUAAUGACUCUGAAGUAGUGGAGGCUGCGUGUGCCAUCUUUGACAAGUCCCUGAGGACCCUGCUGAGCAGCUUUGCCCCCCUGGUGCCCCAGCUGAGCGAGCUGGUGGGCCAGAUGUACGGUGCCAUUCCCCAGGCUGCAGCUCUCGAACUCACACGGCAGCUUGUUCACAUCUUCUCUGGUGAGAAAGAACACUUCGGCCCUGUCAAGAGCCUCCUUGAGCUUCUGAGCUCCAUCACACUGUCCAUUUUUCAGCAAGAGCCAAGAGAUCACCCUGACAUUGUGGAUUCUUUCAUGCGACUGCAUGCACAGGUUCUGAAAAGAAAGGCAGAGCUGUACCUUUCUGAAACUCUGGACAUCAAAGCUCUGUUCUACUGUGGAAUCCUGUCUCUCAAAUUCCCAGAGAAACCUACCAUGAAAUCUACAUGCCUGUUUUUUACAGAACUGGUUUCCCACUGCGAAGACAUCCCGGCAGUCGGCGAGGUUCUACAAGAGGAUGGCAAAUUGCUCCUUCAAGGACUGCUAGAGGGCAUUGGGGGCCUGGCUCCUCGCAGUCUGAUGGAGUACUUUGCUGAGGUGCUGCUGGGCCUCAAUCGCCACUGCCACAGCCUGCUGUCAGGCUGGAUGCAGGAAGUGAUGCUGAUCCCCAACUUCCCCUCAGCACAGGUGUCCUUGGAGCAGAAACAGACGUUCAGUCAACAAGUCCUCAGGGAGCAAACAAACAAGAGACGUGUGAGGGAGAUUGUGCGAGACUUUUCUCUGCAGUGUCGAGGUUUACAAGGCACAGAAUAUGCUGGGGACUACUGAUUCGCAUUUCAAGGUGAAGGGCUGACUGACAAGUGCCGAGUUAUUGUUGGUCGGCAGGUGACCUUGUCGGUCAGCCGUUUGGUUUUGCUGCCUUCCUCAAGUGAUGUUUUUCAUAUGCAUGUUAACACAGGGUCAACAUAACUCUUUUGGUGUCAAGCUGUUUUUAAUUGCUUGAUAUCCCUUGUAUAAUGAUUUUCACAAUACCCUUUUCUUUGCCAAUAUAUGGAUUCCUUUGUUAAUAUUUGAAAUAAAUAUAUUGUUUGCACUGCUGUGUUAUUUCCACUUAAUUUCUCCAAGUUUUAAGGCAGUGUAGCCUACAUAAAACAUCUGUUACUUGAUAAUAUAUUAUAUCAAAAUCGAUAAUGUAUUACAUCAAAAUCAACACAAUUUUUCAAUAGUUAAGAUUUUGCAUAUCUUACCAAAGAGCAAUGACCACAAAAUUUAGCACAUCUUACCAAAGAGCAAAGUCAUCCCUGUCUCUAAUAUUAAACAUAGCGUUACAGUUGUUUUUGAUGGUAAUAAAGUUAUUUUCAAAAAGCUGAAUGGGGUGGGGCCGACAGUUCCUCCAAAAUUGUGUCCAUGGUCUGAAACAAAUAUUUCCAUACCAACUUUAAACAUCUUAAACUUUGCCAAUUUCCUCCAUGACUACAUU
Engraulis encrasicolus (European anchovy) is the source of this 3938-nucleotide messenger RNA. RefSeq names its product importin 13a (gene ipo13a). The coding region runs from base 407 to 3286 and encodes 959 amino acids. The transcript is spliced from 22 exons. Lineage: Eukaryota; Metazoa; Chordata; Actinopteri; Clupeiformes; Engraulidae. The record is from RefSeq and is a predicted model, not a curated record. Gene Ontology annotation, molecular function: small GTPase binding. Gene Ontology annotation, biological process: protein import into nucleus. Gene Ontology annotation, cellular component: cytoplasm.